Messenger RNA from Myotis myotis, 2631 nucleotides. It is a transcript of the gene CDKL3, whose product is annotated as cyclin dependent kinase like 3. Gene Ontology annotation, biological process: negative regulation of axon extension; positive regulation of dendrite morphogenesis; protein phosphorylation. Lineage: Eukaryota; Metazoa; Chordata; Mammalia; Chiroptera; Vespertilionidae. Gene Ontology annotation, cellular component: nucleus. Bases 610 to 2631 code for a protein of 673 amino acids. Gene Ontology annotation, molecular function: ATP binding; cyclin-dependent protein serine/threonine kinase activity. The transcript is spliced from 12 exons. The record is from RefSeq and is a predicted model, not a curated record.
UAGAGAACUUGCAGUCACUCACGCUGCCGUCUGAAUUGCUGAUGCACCCCCUCCCCCAUCUCCACUCUAAAUCAGCUUUGCGAGGAGAACCCAACCUGAUCGUUGGCAACCACUGAUCCCCACCUCCACCUCUAAACGAUCUUCCGUUUAGAGCACACCGGAAACUAGUCUUUUCCGCUACUUCUCAUUUUCCUUCCGGGUCAGGCCAGUCCGGCCUGUGUUCCGGUCUUGCGCACUAGGUUCCGAGCGCGAGGCCGGCGGCACCGUUGCCAUGGUAGCGGGUGGCGGGGAGCUAGCGGGACCAGCGGCCAAAGUAGAACUGGGACUACGAGGGGCCGGACCUUCGGGACCACAGGAUGGGUUGAGGCGGAGGCGGCUGCACGGACGAGGUCGUCCGCCGGGCGUAGGGUGCAACACUGACCCAGGACCCUAAGAUAUCUGCUUUGAGGAGUGGGCUGGACCGAGGUUUUCUUGGGUCCCGGGGACUGACCUGCGGGGCACUGCAGUAUUGCGGACCUCUUAUUUGACGGGCAGGACCGGAAGUGUGAGGAUAACCCUCCGCCCCGUGGAUUGUGACGUGUAGUGAAGGAAUCCUAAUACUUAGUGUUAAUGGGGAUAACCGAGGCAGCGGGAGGCUCCCGAAGUUCUCCGGAAGGCUGGAGCCCCACAAGUACACCUUACUGUCGGGCUGGCAGUUUCCAAAGACAAACGGUGCCUGUGGAAAAGAAUCCUAUUUUUUUUCUAUGUUUCUGUAUUUUAAAGUAUGGGUUUAUUGUGGAACUGCAUUAUCCAGCUUCAAUAAAUAAAAUAAAAAUGUUUAACAUUUUCUUUAUUUCUGUGAAGAAGCAGGGCUUAAGAAUGGAGAUGUAUGAAACUCUUGGAAAAGUGGGAGAAGGAAGUUAUGGAACAGUCAUGAAGUGUAAACAUAAGGAUACCGGGCAGAUAGUGGCCAUUAAGAUAUUUUAUGAGACACCAGAAAAAUCUGUCAACAAAAUUGCAACGAGAGAAAUAAAGUUUCUAAAGCAAUUCCAUCAUGAAAACCUGGUCAAUCUGAUUGAAGUUUUUAGACAGAAAAAGAAAAUUCAUUUGGUAUUUGAAUUUAUUGACCACACAGUAUUAGAUGAAUUACAACAUUAUUGUCAUGGACUAGAGAGUAAACGUCUUAGAAAAUACCUCUUCCAAAUCAUUCGAGCAAUUGAAUAUCUUCACAAUAAUAAUAUCAUUCAUCGAGAUAUAAAACCUGAGAAUAUUUUAGUAUCCCAGACAGGAAUUAUUAAGCUCUGUGAUUUCGGAUUUGCACGAAUGCUAGCAGCUCCUGGGGAUAUUUAUACAGACUAUGUGGCCACACGCUGGUAUAGAGCUCCAGAAUUAGUAUUAAAAGAUACCUCUUACGGAAAACCUGUGGAUAUCUGGGCUUUGGGCUGUAUGAUCAUUGAGAUGGCCACUGGAAAUCCCUUUCUUCCUAGCAGCUCUGAUUUGGAUUUACUUCAUAAAAUUGUUUUAAAAGUAGGCAAUUUGACACCUCACUUGCAGAAUUUCUUUUCCAAGAGUCCUAUUUUUGCAGGAGUGGUCCUUCCUCAAGUUCAACACCCCAAGAAUGCAAGAAAAAAAUACCCAAAGCUAAAUGGAUUGUUAGCAGAUAUAGUUCAUGCUUGUUUACAAAUCGAUCCUGCUGAGAGAAUAUCAUCUGCUGAUCUUUUGCAUCAUGAGUAUUUUACUAGAGAUGGAUUUAUUGAAAAAUUCAUACCAGAACUAAGAGCUAAAUUACUACAAGAAGCAAAAGUCAAUUCAUUCAUAAAGUCAAAGGAGAAUUCUAAAGAAAAUGAACUUAUGAAAGAUGAAAGAAAAACAAUGCAUACUGAUACACUUCUACGAACUUCAGUUUUGGGAAAGGAAAUGGAAAAAGAGAAAAAGCCCAAGGAAAUAAAAAACAGAGUUAUUAAAGUCAAAGGAGGAAAAGUAGAUACCUUAGAACCAAAAAAGACAGAGUAUGAAAGUGGACAUGGUCAGUCAGAUGCAACUGAAAAUGCUCAUACUGUGUCUCAAAAUGUAAAAUCUGUAAUCAAUGAACCACCAAACCCUGCCAAUCCCAGCACUAACUCUACUGGCAUGAAAGACAAUCCACAUGCUGGAGGUAAUAUGAUGAUGCCACCCAUCAACCUAACUAGCAGUAACUUGAUGGCUUCCAAUCUCAAUUCAAAUCUCUCCCACUCCAAUUCAAGGUUAUCUGAAAGAGCAAAAAAGAGACAUACUUCUUCACAAUCUAUUGGACACGUUAUGACUAAUAACAGGCAAGAGGAUACAGGUCCCACUCAAAACCAAAUGGAGAAAGGUGUAUUCAGUGAGCGGACCAGUCAAAGUGACCAUAUGGCAAGUGGAAAUAAAAGGAAGCUGAAUUUCUCCAGACCUGACAGGAGAGAAUUCCAUUUCCCAAAACUGCCUUUCAUAAUACAAUCAAGUGAGAUGAAAAGAACGGAAGUUAAACAGAUAAAAGUGCCAAAGAAGGAAUCAAAGAAAACAGAUUCAUCUAAAAUACCAACGUUACUUAAUGUGGACCAAAAUCAAGAAAAACAAGAGAAUGCAGGAAAUGCACAAACUGAAAGGAAGAAGAACCUGCCAGAUGCAGAAUAG